This is a messenger RNA of Styela clava, 1537 nucleotides long. The record is from RefSeq and is a predicted model, not a curated record. Lineage: Eukaryota; Metazoa; Chordata; Ascidiacea; Stolidobranchia; Styelidae.
UGGAAAUAGCGCCAAGAGAGGAUACAAAUACUUCUGGGAGUCUUUCAUCCACGAUUACAAAGUUUUCCAAGAUGGUCAGAAUUUUUUAAUAAAGGCAAGAUGUUAUCGAUCACAAAGAAAAAACGAGCCACCUCAUUCAUUAUUUGUAACUUUGCGACGGACAAUGUACUGAGUGCUACUUGCUCUUGUACAGUGGGAGAAGCAAUUUGCUGUCAUUCUUUAGCAUUGUUGUACUGCACUGCGCAUUUCAGCAAUCUCCAACUAAAGAAAGUCCCCCCAGCUAUCACUGGCACUAUGCAAUUACAAUCAUGGCAUCAUCCAAGAAGCGAAGGAUUCAAGCAGCUGCCUAUCCAAAAAAUUAUUAUUCAAAAUCCAUGUUCGAAAUCCAUCAGAACAAUUCGCAGCACUCUACACAAACCUGGAAGAAUCCCGCAAUGGCAGAGCUUUCUAAAUUUUAGUCAAUAUAAUAUUCAGUUAAAUACAAUUUGGCCGUCAAAUCCAUCUUCUGUUGUAAGUAUUUCAACAAAUUUUGGACAAGCACCAUUUGGGAGUCCUCUAGCAUAUCAGCAGAUAUGUGAUGAGAAAAGUUUUGAAUUCCCUUCUCUCCCUCUGUCUAGUUUGUCUCCACAGACUAACACGGUGUUAACAGAAAUGCAACACAAAGUGAUGCAAAAUCUGACUUUGGGCAGAGAAGAUUGUAAACACAUUGAAUUUAUUCAGUAUAACUCUCCGAUUUGGCACCAACAACGAAAAUUUAGAAUUACAGCAUCCAAAUUUGGCCGAAUUUAUAAACGUGUUUCAAAUUUUGACUCCCUUGCUUCAAAUCUUACUUCUUCCAAAUUAUUUCAAACUGCAGCAAUGAAAAGAGGUAUCCAAAUAGAACCAGUAGCAGUAAAAUUAUACGAGGAAAUAAAAAAAUGCCAGUGUUCCCCAUGUGGAUUGGUAAUAUCUUCAACUUGUCCCUGGUUGGGGUGUUCACCAGAUCGCAAAGUUCACGACCCAUCUUGUGAUGGCAACCUAUGCUAUGGCUUAUAAGAAGCCAAAUGCCCUAUGUCUGACACUUUUGACAAGGUUUCUUGUCUUUUUAAAAAUGAUAAAGGGGAAUGGACAUUGAAAAUGAAUCAUGAUUAUUAUUUUCAAAUAAUGGGGUGUUUAGGAAUCACAGGACUCAAGUGGUGUGACAUCAUUAUUCUUUUACCUUCGGGUGCAUGUUUUAUUGAUCGCAUAUAUUUUGAUGAUGCAUAUUUUCUGGACCUACAAAUGCGUCUGGAAUCCUCUUUUUAUGAUCAUUUCAUAAAUACGGUUGCAACAAACAUGCCAUCUUGAGGACAAAAAUUUUUCACUAUGUGAAAUGUCUGAAGGAUAAUUAUAUAUCAAGAGAAAAAACUUGCCUAGGCAUUUAUGUAUUUUAUUGCUUUAAAUUUAGAAUGUAGUAACCAGUUGCUUUGGGCUUUCAACUAUUUUUCAAUAAAUUAGUAUUUUGUGUAUUCGCCAUAGUGCAAUUUGUUGAAAACAGGCGAGACAGGCAGUACAAAAG